This is a messenger RNA of Eptesicus fuscus (big brown bat), 2198 nucleotides long. It is a transcript of the gene SLC41A2, whose product is annotated as solute carrier family 41 member 2. The transcript has 11 exons. The coding region runs from base 303 to 2024 and encodes 573 amino acids. Gene Ontology annotation, cellular component: plasma membrane. Gene Ontology annotation, biological process: monoatomic cation transport. The record is from RefSeq and is a predicted model, not a curated record. Lineage: Eukaryota; Metazoa; Chordata; Mammalia; Chiroptera; Vespertilionidae. Gene Ontology annotation, molecular function: monoatomic cation transmembrane transporter activity.
GCCCCCGGUGCCUCCCGCGGGUCUGAGAGGCGGGGUCCCCUCCGCUCCGGCCGGCGCCGCGCGCCGUGGCAGGUGGUAAUGGACGGGAAGUCUCGGCUUUGGCCGCGGCGCCGGGUUCGGGCGCAUCCCAGAUCCCAUCCCCGUGUGGAACGUCUAAACAUCUUUUAUUAGUGGAAACAUUAUUUUGCUACAAAAUGCAUUCAGCAUCUUAAUUGAAACCAGCAUCUGUGUGGUUCUGAUUCAUCUGCUGUGGCUUAUGGAGCUUCAGAUCUAAGGAGUGCAGGGUCUUCUGCGAUGACAAUAUGACUAAUAGUAAAGGAAGAUCUGUUACUAAUAAAACAAGUGGUGGUCCAAGCCGUGGAGGCGGUUUUGUAGACUGGACUUCAAGCUUGCAUACAGUUCAGUCUGACAAGUUUUUAAACUUACUGUUGAGUAUGGUUCCAGUCAUUUACCAGAAAAACCCGGAAGACAGGCACAAAAAGGCGAACGGCGUUUGGCCAGAUGGAUUGUCGGCUGCGGGACAGACGUUUGGUACCAGGUCUGAGCCACACGUGGAGUAUCACCGAGUCUCGGAGCCGCCUUUCCAUGGCAAUAAUGGGCACCCGCCACCAAGCUACAGCCAGAAGUACGACGACUACGCCAACUACAACUACUGUGACGGCGGGGAGCCUUCCGAAACCACUGCCAUGCUGCAAGCUGAAGAGCGGCCCAGCGACGGCGAGGAAGAUGUCAUCGUGGAAGCGAACCAGAAGCUCCCGAAGGAAUCCAGCGGCAUCAUGGCCCUGCAGAUCCUGGUGCCGUUUUUGCUGGCUGGCUUCGGAACCGUGUCUGCCGGCAUGGUUCUGGAUAUAGUCCAGCACUGGGAGGUGUUCAAAAAAGUAACAGAAGUUUUCAUUCUAGUUCCUGCACUACUUGGUCUCAAAGGGAACUUGGAAAUGACAUUGGCAUCUAGAUUAUCCACUGCAGUAAAUAUUGGGAAGAUGGAUUCACCCAUUGAGAAGUGGAACCUAAUAAUUGGCAACUUGGCUUUAAAACAGGUUCAAGCAACAGUGGUCGGUUUUCUAGCAGCCGUGGCGGCGGUUAUAUUGGGCUGGAUUCCAGAGGGGAAAUACUACCUUGAUCACUCCAUACUGUUGUGCUCUAGCAGUGUAGCAACUGCCUUCAUCGCCUCUCUUCUGCAGGGAAUAAUCAUGGUUGGGGUUAUCGUUGGUUCAAAGAAGACUGGUAUAAAUCCUGAUAAUGUUGCCACACCCAUCGCUGCUAGUUUUGGUGACCUUAUAACGCUUGCCAUAUUGGCUUGGAUAAGCCAGGGUUUGUACUCCUGUCUUGAGAAUUAUUACUACAUUUCUCCAUUAGUUGGUGUCUUUUUCUUGGCUCUCACUCCAAUCUGGAUUAUAGUAGCAGCCAAACAUCCAGCCACCAGGACAGUGCUCCACUCGGGCUGGGAGCCUGUCAUAACAGCUAUGGUUAUAAGUAGCAUUGGAGGCCUUAUUCUGGACACAACUGUAUCUGAUCCAAACUUGGUUGGAAUUGUUGUUUACACACCAGUUAUUAAUGGGAUUGGUGGUAAUUUGGUGGCCAUUCAGGCGAGCAGGAUUUCUACAUAUCUUCACUUGCAUAGCAUUCCCGGAGAACUGCCUGAUGAACGCAAAGGCUGUUACUACCCAUUUAGAACUUUUUUUGGUUCAGGAGUAAAUCACAAGUCUGCUCAAGUUCUACUGCUUUUAGUGAUUCCCGGACACUUAAUUUUCCUCUACACGAUUCAUCUGAUGAAAAGUGGCCACACUUCUCUGACUGUAAUCUUCGUAGUAGUAUACUUAUUUGCUGCUGUGUUACAGGUGUUCACCUUGCUGUGGAUCGCUGACUGGAUGGUCCGUCACUUCUGGAGGAAGGGAAAGGACCCCGAUAGUUUCUCCAUCCCCUACCUAACGGCUCUGGGGGAUCUGCUUGGGACAGCGUUGUUAGCCUUAAGUUUCCAUUUUCUUUGGCUUAUUGGAGAUCGAGAUGGAGAUGUUGGAGACUAAUAAAUCCUACAAACUGCUCUCAAGUUACCGAGAAGGAAAACGCAAGAUUACCGCCAAUGGCUUUUUCAGAAAUCUUCAAUCAGUCGUUUGACUUCAGUCAGGGCACUCUGCAGUUGGCCCUGAUUCCAUUAAAUGGCCUUAACAUUUUUUAAAGGAAGUUGUGUCGAACCAGAA